Messenger RNA from Ilex paraguariensis (yerba mate), 624 nucleotides. NCBI's taxonomy places the organism in Eukaryota, Viridiplantae, Streptophyta, Magnoliopsida, Aquifoliales, Aquifoliaceae. The record is from the annotation of a GenBank genome assembly.
AUGGCUUCGUCACUUCUCCUCAGGAGAGCUAACGCUUCGCCUUUGUUCAACAAACUCACCAACUCCAUCUGCUCUGCCUCCGUUUGUCGCUCUUUCAACACCAAUACUCAGGUGACCGAAGUCGACGACGCUGCCCGUGGUAUCGACGUUGAUCGCCGCGACCGCUCGGUCUCUUCCCAACGCGACGUUGUUGUCCCCAGCAUAUUCUCAGACGUAUUUGAUCCCUUUUUUCCAACAAGGAGCUUGAGCCAGAUUCUGAGGGUAAUGGACCAAAUGAUGGACCCCUUCCUCCCAGCAUCUCAUGGAUUGGGGGCUGCAGGAACAAGGAGGGGAUGGAAUGUGAAGGAAGACAAGGAUGCUCUGUACAUUCGAAUAGACAUGCCCGGUGUUGACAAGGAAAAGAUGAAGAUCACAGUGGAUCAGAACACCCUGAUCAUUAGAGGAGAAGGAGGGAAGGAAUCGGAGGAGGAGGAGGCGAGGAUAUACACCGGCAGGCUUGAUCUCCCUCCGGGUAUGUACAAGCUUGAUGAGAUCAAGGCAGAGAUGAAGAAUGGUGUUCUGAAAAUUACAGUUCCAAAGGCGAAGGAAGAAGAGAGGAAGGUACAGGAUGUCGAGGUGGAAUAA